UAAAAAUGGAGCGCUAAAAGUUUUCUUACGACGACAGCAUACAUUUGAUACGACUGUCGUUUUACAUUCAAAUCAAAGCAAACUCAAGGCACGACAGAAUUUUUGGGAGCGUAUCAUCUCAGUUUCAGCUCAGAUUUGAGAUCUUGAGGCCCGAUACAGAACAAUGGGUAGCGAAGAGGACCCGGUGAAGAAGUCUCAGGUGGUGGAUGCCCGGGCUCGGAACAUUAGUCAUAAUGUUCGAUGCACUGAAUGUGGGAGUCAGUCCAUUGAAGAUUCACAAGCGGAUAUUGCCAUUUUGCUUAGAAAGUUAAUUCGGGAUGAAAUUCAUGCUGGGAAGAGCGAUAAAGAGAUAUAUAAGAAGCUCGAAGAGGAUUUUGGGGAGACAGUACUUUAUGCCCCAAAAUUUGAUCUGCAGACUGCAGGCUUGUGGUUAUCACCGCUUGUCGUUGCUGGUGCUGCUGCAGGAAUAUGGGCAUAUAACAGGCACAGGCAAAAGACUAAUGUCCACAUCAUGGCCUUGAACCUUGUUAGAGGUGUUCCAUUGACCCCGAAUGAGAAGCAAACCAUGUUAGACCUCCUCACGCCUCCGCCUUCACGAGGAACUCCUUCCUCAUUGUGGAGGAGGUGGAGAGAACAAUGAUGCAUCCUCUUCCACAAGCCUUGGUUUUCCAUUUUAUACUCGAAACUGUGUGGUAGAAAUUAAUGAACUAUAGCUAAACAAGGAUAGGGUCCGAAGAUGUAAAUCGACUUGUUAAGUAGUUUGUUUUCUUUGAGUACGCUCUGUCAAUGCAAAAUAAAUCUGAUUUUCAUACA
This is a messenger RNA of Pyrus x bretschneideri (Chinese white pear), 813 nucleotides long. Its product is annotated as cytochrome c-type biogenesis CcmH-like mitochondrial protein. The transcript is spliced from 4 exons. The record is from RefSeq and is a predicted model, not a curated record. Bases 164 to 640 code for a protein of 158 amino acids. Lineage: Eukaryota; Viridiplantae; Streptophyta; Magnoliopsida; Rosales; Rosaceae.